Molecule: messenger RNA, 2517 nt
Organism: Suillus subalutaceus
Lineage: Eukaryota; Fungi; Basidiomycota; Agaricomycetes; Boletales; Suillaceae
Exons: 5
Coding region: 1-2517 (838 amino acids)
Source: RefSeq, a predicted model, not a curated record
AUGUCCAAGAAGGCUCCUUUGUCGUCGGAAAUGGAUUUCAUUUCCAAAGAUGAUACAACACUGCUACAUGGCGUCCAAGUCCAGUCUACAGAGUUCAUUACCCAGGUCAUAACAUCUUCGGCUACUACUAACUCCUCGACUGGACUUUCAUCCACAUGCGACCUUGUACCUUCGGAGGGGAGCCAAAAGAAGAAGAAGAAGAAGAAAUCAAAGAAGCCAAAGACACAUGAAACUAGUGAUCUUCCGGUAAAAUUACGGGCAGCUCCUUCACCUGACUUCGAGCGCGCUUCUGUGCUCUGCAUCAGUAGAAACAAGCAUUGGAAAUAUAUCAGCUCUUACCACGCGUCCGAACUGAUCCUCCGCGUACUAUACCAGGGCCCGUGGCUGCAACUUCCGUUGGAGUUGCUGGAAUCGUUACUCGUCCUCAAUCUUGACCCUGCUACCUUGUCUUCGGCGGAAACGCAGCUACCUGCUCUUACUUAUUCGUCUCAAGCUUCACUUGGAGGCAUUCAGUCACGACCGACACCACGUCCCCGCGACCGCGACCGCAUACUGUAUUCACUCAAGGAUAAUACCCCUCCGGAAUCACCUGGUAACACUUUCACCACAUUGCCGAUGUCUUAUACUCCGACCUCACAGUCAGUUGCGUUUCCCUUGCCCGCUCCGGGUAAAGCUACUCCGCCGCCCAUUGACCCAGGCGUUUUCCGAAACGUUGCAACGAUUCGGAGGCUCAUCGAUGAGGCUUCUGAGCUUUCCGUACGCGCAUCUUCUGGUCUCUCAGCUGUUGCCCUUGGCUCUAUGCGCACACCAAGUAAUAGUGCCUGGGCUACGGCUCAAGGACUGGGCUUUGACGGCUCUAAUAACGUCGGCGGAGGCAGGAAUGUCGCUAUGAGCGCAAUGCGAGGAAGCGUAUUUGACGAUAUCGCUGAGAAAGUUCUCAAGCAUGAUCCCAACGACGCUGAUGCACGAUAUGUUCAUUUCUUCCAUGAAAAGAUUCCCUCUCGGCAACUUGCGGACUCCACAUCAACGCAAGUGCUUGAUGAGUUGAUUGCAGUCCAUCCUCAGCGACUGGAAUAUCAUCGGACGCGUGGAAUAGUUCACUGUUUCCGCGACGAGUAUUCCUUGGCGACAAAAGACUUUACUCAUGCCCUACGAGAGUCCCGCGCGGCGCGAAAAGCGCGUGCCGCACAUCAGGAUUUAAUAUCUUCCCGUGAGCUUAGGGGGAAAGCUGCUAAAAAGAAAAAGGGCUCCAAUAAAAUCUGGGGACAGGCGCCUCCUAGUGGUACUAGUGCCGCUGCGAAUGGGACCAAUGUCGAAGGAAUCAAUGGGGAACCGUUACUUUUACAUCCUUCGGUUUUGCCAGAUGCACCAGACCCUAUCGAACCGCAGUUAUUAUUUUUGCGGGGGGCGGCACAUUUGCAGCAUGCCGUGUACCUCAUCGAGUCCGCAGUAUUGCGGCUCGAGGGCGUCAGCAAGGUCAAUUCAUCCCUUGAUGGAGCUGAGAUGCGCCUUUGCUACCUCUCUAACGGUCGUUACGGGGGAGUCGAGAUGGGGAAUCCUAAUGGACCGCUGGGGCGCAGUGAUGGCCCCAAAGCCCAGGCGUACCGGCAAGUUCUGGCUGAUGACGGGUUUCGUGAAAACAUUCACUCGCUCCUGAGGAAGAGCUUGCGUGAUCAUGAACGCUUCCUCUCUCAUUUUGACACUCUAGAAGGUCCUGCGCCAAUGCAAGCAGAUCUGGCUAAAAGGGUGGAGGUUGCCUUCCUUUUAACUGAACUGGUCCGCCCAAAUAUUCAUACGUCAACUGCCACUGGCCUUGCACAUGUCGACUCUAUCCUCCCGCCCAUGUUCACCACCUACCAUCCCUUACUCGUGGAGUCCCAUUUCAGUAUCCUUAUUUGCCAACUUAUGCUCGCCGAGUUACCCACUCUCCUCACCACUUUCUCGCGGACUGCAGUCGUUGUAGACGGGCUGGAGGGAUACCCCGUGUUUCUACCUCCACGGUCGAUGGCUCAAGCCGAGUUCAUAGAGGUCCUCGAACGCCUUGCCAGUGGAUGGAUGCCGGGCAUACAACCUCAUUCAUAUGUACAAGGCAAGAAGGCGACAAACCGGCUUGUAAUUGAGCCUCCACCGCCCCCCUCACCGCCUACGUCUUCAACCGAUACCAUAUCCACUUCUUCUGCGGACGCAGAAUCUUACCCUGCUUUCGCAUCUGUUUCGAACACAUGCCAAAUUCCGUCGGGUUCCUCAUUACCCACCAACGGACGAAAUACCCCUUCUAGUGCAUUCAGUGGCAGUCAGGAGGAUCUUCUAGAGGCAUUAGAUUGUGCCAGAAUUUUACUCGUCCCUGUAGCUGCAAGGCAAAAGGAACGUGCUGAGAAGGCAGCAGCGGAGAAAGUCAAAGCUGGGAACAAAAAGAAGCCGUUAAAUUUCAACAUACCGUUACACGGCCCACGAGUGGAAAUCAUCCUUGCGUGGUUUGCAGCCGUUCAUCUUGUUGAGUUGGAGAGCGUUGCCUAA